UAAUUAAUGUCAUAAAAAUUUGGUCCUCUUUAAAUAAAAAAGAAAAUACAAAAAACAAAUCCAACUGAAAAAAAAACAUAAAAUUAACAAGAGCCAAUAGAUAGUUAUAAUAUAUCAUUAAUUUAUAAGAGUUAGAUAUUGAUAAUGAUAAAUUUUAAAAAUAAUAAUUCAAUCCAGUUGAAUUGGCUUAGUAAGGUAGAACAGGAAAGACAUUAGCAGAAAUAUAAUAUGAUUUAGUUAGAUUAAAGAGAUUAGGUGAGAAAAUUGAAAAAGUAAAUGCACUUUAAAUAUUUAUAGAAAAUGGAAUUAACCUACAGAUAAAAAAUAGAAACUUUCAAUAAGAAAAUUUAAAAGAUGCCUGAACAUUAUGAUAUUCCAAAAGUUGGUCCAGGCUGA
Molecule: messenger RNA, 396 nt
Organism: Paramecium sonneborni
Lineage: Eukaryota; Ciliophora; Oligohymenophorea; Peniculida; Parameciidae
Source: the annotation of a GenBank genome assembly